Drosophila ficusphila is the source of this 1255-nucleotide messenger RNA. RefSeq names its product serine protease inhibitor 42Dd-like. The record is from RefSeq and is a predicted model, not a curated record. The transcript is spliced from 4 exons. Bases 87 to 1217 code for a protein of 376 amino acids. Gene Ontology annotation, molecular function: serine-type endopeptidase inhibitor activity. NCBI's taxonomy places the organism in Eukaryota, Metazoa, Arthropoda, Insecta, Diptera, Drosophilidae.
AAUCUCCAUAGCCAAUCGGUUAACAAACUGUGCAUAUAUAAAGCAGCUAAUCUGAAAGAUUUAUUUAAUCCAAAGCAACGGUUAAAAUGAUUUUCGGUCUUUUCUUCUUGGUCUUAGGAGCGUCUGGCCACUUUACGGAUGAUUUGUACCUACAACUAGCAAGGAAUCAUUCUCACGAAAAUGUUAUUUCCUCGCCCCUGUCGGUUGAAAUUGCCAUUGCCAUGACCUAUUUGGCAGCUGGGGGGGAAACAGCCCAGGAAAUCGAAAAAACUCUUAAACUGCCCUCGGAUAGGAAGGUGGUGGCUAAAAAAUACAAGGAGUUACUCGAAAACAUCGAAGGACGGGAAAAAGUAGCUACUCUUUACCUGGCGAACCGUAUAUAUGUCGUCGAUAAAUACCGUAUUAAUCCGGGGUAUAAUGAGAUGGUUAAGGAUUCCUUCAAGGCAGAAGCAAAAUCCCUGAACGUAAACGAUCCCUCUCGGGCGGCAGCCAUUGUAAACAACUGGGUAAAUGAAACUACUCGCGGAAAGAUUGAUAAAUUAGUUACCGAGGAUGAUGUGUCAAAUGAUCUAGUGGCGAUGCUCCUUAACGCAAUUUACUUUAAAGGCCAAUGGCAGUAUAAGUUUAACCCCGACGAAACUAAGAAGGAAGAUUUCCGAGUAUCUGACCAAAAACGAGUUCCUGUCGAGAUGAUGAAUCUAGAGACUCACUUAAGAUACGAUUAUGUAGAAUCAUUAGAUGUACAAGUCGUCGAGCUUCCCUUUCUCAACUCAAGCCUCAACAUGGUCAUCUAUUUACCCAAAAAAGUGGAAGGCCUUAAAGCACUGGAGGAACAAAUCUCGGGAUUUUCGGUUUCCCUAAUAAAGACAAAAGUUUUUCUGAAGCUCCCCAAAUUCAAAAUCGAAUUCACCAAAGAACUAAGCGAUAUUCUUCAAAAUAUGGGCAUCAAAAAAGCAUUUGAGGAAGAUGCAGCGAACUUUACUGACUUAGUGAAUAAGGACGGCGUAUAUAUCAGCAAAGUCAAGCAAAAGGCCUUCAUAGAGGUCAAUGAAGAAGGUGCCGAGGCAGCGGCUGUUACAGUAGCUGAAACCAGUAUGUAUAUAAGCAUGCCCCUACCCUCUGAAAGAUUCGUUGCAGAUCAUCCGUUUGCCUAUGUCAUUCGUGAUGAGAAUACCAUUUACUUUCAAGGUCACUAUGUUAACCCAGAGGCAAAAUGAGAAGCCACUUUAAAAUAAAAAUUCGAUAGGUUGACAAA